Messenger RNA from Tuber melanosporum (Perigord truffle), 2625 nucleotides. RefSeq lists its product as uncharacterized. Bases 370 to 2352 code for a protein of 660 amino acids. The transcript has 6 exons. Gene Ontology annotation, molecular function: protein binding; transcription regulator activity; DNA binding. Gene Ontology annotation, cellular component: SBF transcription complex; MBF transcription complex. The record is from RefSeq and is a predicted model, not a curated record. Lineage: Eukaryota; Fungi; Ascomycota; Pezizomycetes; Pezizales; Tuberaceae.
CCCUCCUGCCUCGCGUCUUCCCAUUCAGCCAUCAUUCAAACCAUCAUGGAGGAACCCACCCCCCCACCGAUUGUCUACAAGGCCACUUAUAGUGGUACUCCAGUGUGAGUUUCUUCAUCUCCCAACCCCAUUCUGCGACCAAUUUACCCCCCUCAGGAGACCCCCUUGCCGCUGUGAACCAAAAUCGGCUCGAGGCGUCUUCUAGCUCCAAUAAAUCGACUUAUUCAUAGCUAUCGUUCUCUUUUCCAUCGGUGUUACAUUUUCCUACCUGUUCGAUUUGGCUUCGAUUUUCCAUGAACUUUUUUUCUCUUGAAACUAAUCCCUAAGUUUGUUGGCAGAUAUGAGUAUAUUGCGAGAAAUAUCGCAUGUAUGCGAAGACGGUCGGACUCAUGGGUUAAUGCCACACAGGUCUUGAAGGUAGCUGAGUUCGACAAGCCGCAGAGAACUCGAAUUCUUGAGCGAGAGGUUCAGAGGGGGCUUCAUGAGAAGGUCCAGGGCGGUUAUGGGAAAUACCAAGGUACUUGGGUACCGCUUGAGCGAGCGAGGGAAAUCGCUGCACUUUACAACGUUGAAGAGUUACUCAAACCGAUUUUCGAUUUCCGUCCUUCGACUGAGUCACCUCCCCUUGCUCCCAAGCAUGUAACGGCUGCAUCUACAAAGCCAAGGCCCUCACGAGCGCAGCCACGGGCUCCGGCGGCUCCGCAGGUUAAGAGGGUUGUCAAACCGACACCACCCGUGCAAGCACCGCCCUCAAUCGAUAGCUUAGACGAAGUUGAUGUCGAGGCUGAAGAUGGUGAUUUAAGCGAUUUAGAUCCACUCAAUGAUCCCAGUUCUCCAUCGAAUUCGGUAUCGGCUACUUUGAAGAGGAAACGUGAACAAAUGGAUAACGAGGACAUAUUGGGGGGGUUCAUGCCAUCUUCGGGACAGAGAAAGGUUGCCUAUAGUGAUGAGUUACUGGAUUAUUUCAUGGCCAACGAGAAGGGGCUACCGGAAUUCCUCGUCAACCCGCCUCCAGAUUUUGAUGUGAAUGAGGUCAUUGACGAUGAAGGGCACACAGCGUUCCACUGGGCAGCAUCAAUGGGCGAUCUGAGGGUUAUCGAGUUAUUGUAUCAGGCUCAAGCAAAUAUCUUCAUGGUCAACAAGCGUGGUGAAACACCUCUCAUGCGGGCUGUGUUAUUUACCAAUAAUUACGAUAGGAAGUCGUUUCCAAGAUUGGUUGAAACGCUUCGGGAUACAAUAUUUCAUGUUGACAGUUACAAUUCAACAGUGUUUCACCAUAUUGCAGCAACAACAUCCUCGAGAAAUAAGUUGUUGGCAGCAAGAUACUAUUUCGACGUACUUCUCCAAAAGCUAGGGGAGAAGCACUCCAUGCCUGAUAUCGCUAUGGUUUUAGACCUUAGGGACUCUCUGGGUGAUACCGCGUUGACAAUUGCAGCACGAAAUGGAGCAAAGAAGUGUGUGAGGAGUUUACUCGCUCAUAAUGCCAAUCCCAAUACUCCGAACAAUGAGGGACAGACGGCAGAUCAAUAUAUCGUUGCGGUAGAAAGGCAAAGACGAAAUGGAGAUUACCCACCAGCAUCAAGUUCUUCUCCAUUUCAAUCACACGAGCACCACCCUCCUCAUAUCCACAAUAGCCGUUUUCACAGACAUCCUUCAACACAAUCGGUCGCGACAGUGGCAGCUAUCAAUUAUGCAAACAAUAACUACAUCCCCCAGCCACAUAUCUCGGAAGCAGCCAUCGCAGCAACGCAGAAGGUCAUACCCCUAAUGGCUGAAAUGUUAGAAGGGCUUGCGACAGCUUUUGAUAAGGAGCUGAAUGACAAGGAGGAGGAUCACAGCCAGGCUCAGCGAUUAUUAGACAGUUCCACUCACGAGAUACAAACAUGUAAGGCUACGUCUGAAGAAACGCUGGCGCCUUUCGGUGAUAUCGCAACAAUGGAAGCCCAGAUUGAAGCUCUCAAGGCAGAGGCAGAUGCUCUGGCGGAGCAGUUGAAAGAGGUUUUCGAAUGUGGGCAGUAUCAUGACCUUUCAGGCCUUGUUCGAGAGGAGGCAGAGCAACUACCUCCUCAAGAGAUGGAAGCCUUGGAUGAGGAUACCUCCGAAGCCUGGUUGGAAAAGUCUGAGGUUGCUAGGGAACUUAGCCAACUUCAACAAGAAAGGGCAGAGUUAAGGGAUACAAUUGUCAAAGCCUAUGCAAGGAGCGGGGCCGGUGAGAGGAUGAGUGACUAUAGGAGACUUAUUGCGUUGAGCUGUUCGCUGCUCCCCGAAGACGUUGAAAAGCUCCUUCCCGAAAUUUUGAAAGAUCUCGAAGCUAGCGGUGACGGGGGUAUUGGCGAUGGUUUAAUGAUAUGAACGAGAGUUCUUCGAUUCAUUUCCCCCUUGUAUUCAACAUUUUCUUCAGUUUGAAUAUGCAUCUUGAAUUACCUAUGUUGGGCUACCCCCCCCCUCUUUUUUUGCUCUUGUUUCCUUUUCUUCCUCUUUUCGAAUUUUGCCAGAACAUUCCGGAUUGGGAGGGCCUCUGGGGGGUUAAUUGGCUGGUUUGCUGAAGUUAGAUCUGGCGUUUUCUGAAAUGGUAAUUUGGUUUGAACUGGCUAUGAACAAUAACUUGUAUUUUGUCCCGAUUUU